Molecule: messenger RNA, 2059 nt
Organism: Asterias rubens (European starfish)
Lineage: Eukaryota; Metazoa; Echinodermata; Asteroidea; Forcipulatida; Asteriidae
Product: LETM1 domain-containing protein 1-like
Exons: 9
Coding region: 5-1177 (390 amino acids)
Biological process (GO): intracellular monoatomic cation homeostasis
Cellular component (GO): mitochondrial inner membrane
Molecular function (GO): ribosome binding
Source: RefSeq, a predicted model, not a curated record
UAAAAUGGCGCUGCCCUUGCAGGUGUUGAAAACUUUGCGCAAAGUAAAUGCCAGAACAAUUUGCAGAGUUGAUCAUCACUUAAGUGCUUUUCAUUUGACUAAGCCUAGCAGAGUUCACCCUAUACAUUCGGUGAGGACGCACAAUGUCAAAUUCAUCAGCCAGUCUACCAGCCUCUGGUCUUCACAAGAUGAAAAGCAACCCCAGUCAGACAGACCUGGACUACUGAAACGACUUCUGCAUAAAUCAGACGAUAUAUUCUGUGCAGUUUUGGGUAGAAUCUCACCAUGGAUGCUGCAAGAAUACGGGCAUUUCAAAAUUGGUCUCGUAAAGUUCACUGGCGAUGUUAAAUUGGUGUACUACAUCAAUAAGAAGAUCAGGAAAGAAAAUCUACAACUCAACGAUCUGCAUUGGAAAGAACUCUACCUCAAGAAACAGAUGUCCAACGAUCUAGCGAAGGUGGCACCUACUAUGUUUUUGCUGUCUUUACCCAUCGUCUACUACUUUGUCUUGCCACUAAUGUUCAUCUACCCGACAGUUUUCCUGUCCAACCAAUUCUUGUCUCACGAUAAACUUCUGAAGUACUACAUAAAAUCUUACAAACAAAGAGUGGAACUGUAUCCAAUGGUCCUAGAGUUGGUUUCGCAGCAAAUGGGCAGAAUACAGAACAGUACAGAUAAGCAAUUAUUGCAGACUGUUAUAGAAAAGGAAAAAUUGGACCAACGUGCCUCAGUGAAAGAAGUCUCAGAGACAAAGAGUGCAUUCCAGACACUGACGCUCAGCAAACUACCAAGAAACCAUCUGAAAUGUCUAUGCAGACUUUGCUCACUACGCACAAUGUUCAUGCCAGGAUUUUUAGUACGAAGGAAACUGGAGAAGAAUAUAGCCUGGAUUCAAGCAAUGGACCAUUCCAUUAUGAAGGAAGGCAUCUCAACAUUGGAACAUUUGGAUUUAGAGAAGCUGUGUUAUGAAAGAGGACUCAACACUGUACAUCUAGACAAGAGUGCCCUAGAAACAUGGCUAGGGGAAUGGAUGGAGUUGUCUAGUCAAACUAAUGAAAUGGACCGAUCCUUGGUUGCUCACUCAAUGGCACUCCUUGUCAUGGGCCACCCUUCAUGUCACCAACUACAUGAUAUAAACCUAACGGCCAAUCCCACAGAGGACAAAUCAUCAGAAUGACUUUGCAGUCUUUAAAAGGCCGGAGGAUGGGAAGAUGGUCAAGAAAAACAAGAAGAACUGUACUCCGGUUAAAGGGUGAGCGUGCGAGCGGAGAGGAGUUUAGUCUUAAUUCACGACUGAAGAAAACCACUUUGGGACAGUAUACAGGUCUUAUCCUUUUUUUAUUCUAAGGUGACUUUUUAUCCAUACAAUUGUACAGAGGUGCUUGUUGGCCUACAUUUAGCUUGUUGGUAUUUGAAAGGCGAGGUUUCUUUCAAAAAGGUAUGAGGGAAAGUCGAAGGAUUAGUCAGGGCUCAGAGUAAAUGUUGUAUAAGAUUUUGGUGGUGGGGGAACUCUUGGUUUAGAAAUGGUGCUAAAGGUUAGUGACAUCACUUUGAAGAACGGGGUUAAAUGACAGUAGAGUCGUCAAAAGGAGAGUUUAUUAUAAGGCGACUUAAUGAUACAACUUUACAGAGGUGCUGGACCUGGCUUGUAGGUAUUUGAGAGGCAAAGGAGAAGUCCAGAAGUCCCAGAGUGAAAGUUGGGGAGAUGUUUUAUAGGAUUGUUGUGGCGGGGGAACUCUUGGUUUAGAAACGGCGACAGAGAGAAAUAACAUAAGAUUAGUGACAUCCUUUCGAAAGAACAGGGUUAAAUGAUGUAGUGGUCAACAUUGGAGUUUAUUUUAAGGUGACUCUAUUCUAAGGUGACUUAAUGAUUUUACAGAUGGUGCUGGACCUAGCUUGUAGGUAUUUGGGGUCUCUUGCACUAAGGCAUAAGGGAAAGUUGAAGGAGUAACCAAGGCCCAGAGUGAAAGGUUUCUAGUUACAAGGCAAUCUUGGUGGUCUAGUUGGUAAGACACUGCUCUGGAAUUGCAAAGGAUGUGGGUUCGAAUCCCACUCGAGU